UGUGGUGUGGUCGGUCUGUAUCUUUCUUGUGCAGUUUACCACCUCUUUUGUUUCUCCUCCCUCUCAAAUUCUCAAUUCUGCGAUUCCAUUCCAAAGUGACAGCGUUAACAGUGCAUUGCAGACGACGGGUCAGGGACCUUCUCUUCGUCUUCUCCGCAUAGGCGAAGCCAUGGCCGCUGAAGAGGACUCCAUUGAACAAGCAGUCGCAGCACGUCAAGAGAGGCUAAGAGCUCUUAAAGCAGCUCAGGAACUGUUAAACACUCCAGAUGAGGAUUCCGCACAAGUUCACGAUAACACUAAUGAAAGCAAUCCAAUUAGUGACGAAACUAAUACCAACAUGAAAUUCCGAAAUUAUGUUCCUCAUGAUAAGCAGCUUCAGGAGGGAAAGCUUGUUCCACCAGUGCUGCCAAAGUUUGAAGACCCUGUUGCAGGAGUACCACCUCCAUCAGAGAAGAAAGAGGACCCGUUUGUGAAUAUUGCUCCUAAAAAACCAAACUGGGAACUUCGCAGGGAUGUGCAGAAGAGGCUUGAUAAGCUUGAAAAGCGAACCCAAAAGGCAAUGCUUAAACUUAUGGAGGAACAGGAGAAGCAAAAGCAAUUGGAUGGAGAUGGCAGAAAUGGUGAAGACUAGAAUUGAUUUUUCCUAACCUUGGCAACGGAAAAACAAAAGGGGAAAAAGGAAAGAAAAUCACACAAGCUCUUCGAAUUAAACUUGAGAAGAUUGUUCUCGCUCACUUUUAAACAUGUUGAAUAGAGUUGACUUACACCUGUAUGCAAGUAGCGACUUGGAAGUGAGCUUCUUUUAGUUUUACUAUUGAUGAUAAACUCUCUGCUGUGCUUUUGUCGAAACUGAAUGUAUUCUUGUAUUUUCGCCGGACAACAAAAAAGUGUCAAUAGACUCGAUACAAACAUCCACAGCCAA
Malus domestica (apple) is the source of this 922-nucleotide messenger RNA. RefSeq lists its product as uncharacterized. Gene Ontology annotation, cellular component: post-mRNA release spliceosomal complex; U2-type spliceosomal complex. The record is from RefSeq and is a predicted model, not a curated record. NCBI's taxonomy places the organism in Eukaryota, Viridiplantae, Streptophyta, Magnoliopsida, Rosales, Rosaceae.